AGAACUCCGUGCCAUGUGCUUGUUUUUUACUUUAGAAGUAGUGUGAAGUUUAUUCGCGACUGCUUGCUACCAAAGUGCACGUCACAAAUAAACCUGAUAUACCACAUACCGACGUGCGAUCUUAUGAGAGUUGGUUUACUCGUAGACAGUGUUCGAUAAAUAUUAUACUUUGGACUAGCACGACCUCGUCCUGUCAAGAUUUAAUAAAUUAUGUGCCUUUUUCUGAGUAACCAGAGUUUGUGUUGUGAAAUGACAUUGACAAGUGAGUGCGCGGGAAAAUUUGACGUGUAAAGUUUGUCGUACGUAUUUCGCAUAGUUAGUUUCACAUUAUUGUGAUUUGCCGUGGAUUCUGUGGUGAAAGUAAAGCUAUGUGAUCGUGCACUACCAGUCCGGUGACGUUGCCAGCAUUAUUGCAUGCCCUUGCAUGAUUGGCAACCCACCAUAACUCGCCAACUAUUCAAGUGUAUUUCCGCGCGGUAACUUUGAAGAUCUGAUCAACAGUUAAACUCAACACACCAUCAUGGCAUUCACGAUGAAGGAAGGGGGGUUCGGGGUGGGGGACUACGUGGCAUUCGGGAUACUGUGCGCGGCGUCUUGCGCAGGCGGCAUCUGGUACAGCGCCAUGGGAUCCAGGAGUAAGGCGAUAGUGGACAUCAAGGACUACUUGUUAGGUGGGAAGGCCAUGUCCACAUUCCCAGUUGCUAUGUCACUUAUUGCAAGUUAUGUUUCUGGAGUGACAAUCCUGGGAACCCCCGCGGAGAUCUACAACUACGGCACCCAGUACUGGCUGGUCAUAGUGGGCGUGGCUCUCAGCUGUGUCGUCGUGGUGACGGUGUACCUGCCAGUAUUCUGCACUUUGAGGCUAUCGUCUUCAUAUGAGUAUCUCGAGCUGCGAUUCAAUCGGCACGUCCGUGCUGUAGCUUCAAUACUUUUUCUAUUAGAUGAGGUACUAUUUCUUCCUAUGGUCGUGUAUGUUCCAGCAUUAGCAUUUAACCAAUUGACGGGACUCAAUGUAUUCGCCGUUGCAGGGAUCAUGGUCCUCAUUUGUGGACUGUACACAGUGUUAGGUGGUCUCCGAGCUGUGGUGUGGACGGACUCGGUGCAGACCGGGGUGAUGUUCAUAGGUGUGAUCCUGGUGGCCGCUGCGGGGACCCUGGCCGUGGGUGGGGUCAAAGCUGUGCUUAGUAUAGCCAGCGAUUCGGGGAGGAUAGAACUUUCUAAUUGGAGCUUCUCCCCCUACGAGCGACAGACGGGAUGGGGCGCAGUCCUGGGAGGGUUCUUGUACUGGACGUGCUUCAACUCCGUCAACCAGACGAUGGUGCAGCGGUACAUCUCGCUGCCCUCGAGGAGACAGGCUGUUGCUGCGAUUAGCAUAUUCUGCAUCGGAGCCAUACUGGCGAUCUCCCUAUGCGUGUGGUGCGGACUGGCCGCCUGGGCAGUUUGGGUGCAAGGCGGGUGCAGUCCUGGUGCAGCGCCUCUAGUGGACGACAGGCUACUGCCAGCCUUCGUGACCUACAUCUCUAAGCAGCAGCACUUGCCGGGGCUGGCUGGCGUGUUCCUUGCUGGCGUCUUUGGAGCUGGGUUAAGCUCGCUAUCAGCAGUCCUAAACGCAUGCGCGUUGGUGGCCGUUGAGGACAUCAUGCACGGCUGGCUGAGGAUACACCUCAAGCCUUUGACGGAGGGCAUCAUAGCUCGCCUGGUGACGGGCCUGUUGGCCAUCAUUUCCAUUGUAAUGCUCAUCGUCAUUGCCAAGCUGGGUGGUGUCCUUGGCGUAGCAACAGCUUUAUCAGCUAUCGCCGCGAGCGCUACCUGUGGUAUCUUCACGCUGGGUAUGAUGUGCUGGUGGGUGGGCCCCCGGGGGGCCAUCGCGGGGGGCAUCGCGGGGGCCGUCGUGGCUGGGACAGUAUCUCUGGGCACCCAGGCUGCAGCUGCCAAGGGCCUGAGGGCCCCUCCCUUGAAUCUGACUAUGGAGUGCGCGAGGAAUUCGUCUUUCGUCUUCGAGAAUGAUUUGAAUCCCGAGACGAUAUUCCCCCUAUUCCGUUUCUCGUACCACUGGAUAGCGCCGCUCGGUCUCCUGGCUACAGUGACAGUUGGCGCGUUAGUGGGCUGGUUCUUCGACAAAGACACUGACAUGAAGUUAGACCAGGAACUGUUCACGCCAAUAGUCUGGAAGAUACUCCCCAAGGAAGCCAGGGAAAGGGCAGGGGAGACGAGAAGAGCGCUAGCGCAAAAAGUCGAGUCUCCGAGGCCAUCUUCGCCGCUUAUCAUGGCGAGGAGUGCGGAUAAGAUUGAAAUGAACGGCCAGGCCAGUAGAUGAAAAUGGCAAUUCGACAAGACGGUGAAGCUGAAAAUUAAGUAUUUAUUUCAUAUAAUAAGCAAAAUGCUUCAACUUUUGGAGCUAAACGUAGUACAAUAAAUGUACGAAACUAAUUAUUUUCUUUAUGCGAUGUAUGUGAGAAGUAAGUAGGAUCGAUAUCGAUACUAUGUUGAUGGUUUUUUCCAUUUUCUGACUGUAUAUUCAGGACUAGGACCAAUCCAUUUAUAAUCCAUCAAUGUACUGGUGUUCAUUUGACACCAAGUUAGUGAACUAUAAAGUGCCUAAAUUUUAUAGUUGUUGCAAUGUUUGUUGAGACCUUUACGAGAUCUUGUGAAUCUUUAUAAUAGAUUUUGUACAAAUGUUGUAAAUAUGUAUGUAUUUGUGUAUUAUAAUAUUGUUAUAAUAACUGUAGGUUUAUUUAAUGAAGUAGGUAAUAAACAUCAUGAAAUUAAGGACAUUAAUUGAAGUUAGUGCGGUCUGCCAUCUAAAAUAAUUGUUUACAAAUUGAAUCUUGAAAAAUAUCCGUAUUAAAGAUUAGAUGAUUGCCUUAGAUGACUUAAGUAAAUUAUUAUCCAAUAUUUUGGCCAUCUUGUUAGAAAAAAAGCCUUUGGCUUUAUAAUUAGCUUCAUUAUUUAUUCGAUAGAAAGUAAUUUAGUUUUUAGCAAUUUAAUUGGUAUUAGAUUUGUUAAGAUUUCUUUAGUUGUAGGUUUGCAGCAUUUUGAAUAUUAGUUAGUAGGAAAAGGAAUAGUAUUUUUCGAAAAUCUUUUGUCUCAGUAUUCUUGGUACUUAAAUAGAAAUAAAAUUGUAUUAAAUGCAACUAUAGCCUGACCAGGAACAUAAAAACCCUGACAUAGAGGCGCGUCAAUUGCAUUUGAUAGUGCAACACUGAGUACAGUCGUACCUGUGUUAAAUUAAUAGGCUAACUUUAUGUAUCAGGAUUCAGGAUUACGGGCUAAUUUGAUAUUUUCAUAAAUUAACGAAAAAAUAUUAUUAGAGGUAACCUGGUUUAAAUAAAUUAAAUGAAACCAUCAAUCGAGCUAGUAGGAUUUAUUUUAUUAUUCAUCAAUAAUCAAAUUCAGAACUUGAAUAUUCAACUGCAAUGUUUGCUCAUGAACGCUUCAAACUCGGUACUUUUUUCCCAAUUCCAUAAAAUUCAACACUUAGAAAGUGACAAUUUUUUUAAAAAUAGGUAGUUAAACAAACCACGGCUAAUUUUCAUAGUGGACUGUACUAUGCGAUAAACAUGUCAGUCAAUUUGACAACCUUUGUCGGAAACAUUAUUCAAUGAAAAUAUUGUCCGAACCCUUAGUACCUAUUUCUCUUCGACAAAUACUUUAACACAUUGUGAACCACUUUUAUUUCACGACUAUAAAAAGAUUUUAGCAAUUUAAUUCACAAAAUCAAUUGCGCACAUUUAAAAUAAAGUUUGUUUACACUUUGACAGCAAUAGACUGACAUGCAAGGUGACAUGUCAAUGAAGUUUUCAGUUACUGUUGCCAUUAAAAGAAAUUAGUACCAUUAGUUUUCCGCAACAUGGCGAGGGUUUUUAUGUUCCUGGUCGGGCUAUAAAUUGAAUAUUUGACAUCGGUGCUAGGUAAUAGAAUCGAAAUAUCUUAAUUUUAUACGUAAUAAUUUUGUUUAAAUGAUUAGUUCUUGACGCACAAUAUUAUAAUAGUGUGUAACAUUAGAAUUUUCACAGAAGCAGGCAUUCCUCAUACAUCAGCAUUUUAAUUUUUAAUUUAUAACAAUUAAAACAAUAUUGGGACUGCCUGAUAUUAUCUUGAAUAGUAAACAGCCUAAUUUCUUUCAGCUUUAUUUCAGUACUAUACUAAACUUCUUCUUUACAUUUUCUUAGACCCAUACUUACAUGCGUACGGAUGGUUCCGUAUACCUAUUAUACUUAAUUGCAAAUAAAUAAAUAACUUGUUUGAAAAUUUCAUAUGUCUAAAUAACACUUUUAUUUUCGAGUAAUAGAUAAAAAUUGAAUACUUUAAAAAAAGCUUUUAGGUUUUAUUUUAGAUCGCACGCAACUAAACCUCAAUUUUAGUAAAUGUACUAAAAGUAAAAAUGUGAUAACAUAGAAGAAUCAAAUUGUGAUCUUGUUGAAAUAGCAGACGUAUAUGUAAAUGUGUAAAAUAUUGUGUAAUAUAAUAUGUAUUAUUUUUCUAAUGGUGAUACGUACGUAAGUAAUAAAACAUAUUUUUUGAAAUGGACUUGUUGACGUUGAAUUAUUGUUGAAAUUGUACAAUUUGUAUGAUAUAAUGUAUUAUGGAAUGUACUUACUGUUUACGUUCACAAUUCGCAUAUUUUUGACAGUAACAAUGUACCUGACUGAGCGAUGCGAAUAUUUAAAUUGUUAUCAUGUUAGGCUGUUUUUAAAUAAAUGUAAUAUUCAUA
This is a messenger RNA of Ostrinia nubilalis (European corn borer), 4714 nucleotides long. Its product is annotated as sodium-coupled monocarboxylate transporter 1-like. The coding region runs from base 521 to 2317 and encodes 598 amino acids. Gene Ontology annotation, cellular component: membrane. Lineage: Eukaryota; Metazoa; Arthropoda; Insecta; Lepidoptera; Crambidae. The record is from RefSeq and is a predicted model, not a curated record. The transcript is spliced from 13 exons. Gene Ontology annotation, molecular function: symporter activity. Gene Ontology annotation, biological process: sodium ion transport; transmembrane transport.